This is a messenger RNA of Blepharisma stoltei, 408 nucleotides long. Lineage: Eukaryota; Ciliophora; Heterotrichea; Heterotrichida; Blepharismidae. The record is from the annotation of a GenBank genome assembly.
AUGCAUUAUCACUUCUUUAUUGUCAACAAAAUCGGACUUAUUAUUUAUGAUAGAUACUACCAAGGCACAGCCAAACUCUCAGCAAAUGACAUGAUUAGGUUUUCAUCGACCCUAAACUCAGUUCACCUGAUCUCUGCACAAAUCACGCCUCCAAACCUAAGAAAGACUGGAUUAAAAGUGCUGAACACUAAGACUUUUAAGCUAUUUUGUUAUCAAACAACAACUGGGGUCAUGUUUUGCUUGGUGAGUGAUCCUAAUAGCCAAGACAUGGAAUCGCUUUGUAAAAAAGCAUAUCAGCACUACUCUGAUUAUGUCUUAAAGAAUCCAUUUUAUGAGACUGACCAACAGAUUAGGAUUGAAGGGUUUGAUCAAGCUAUUGAUAGGCUUUUCUUGGAAAAAGCAGUUUAA